UCCGAAGCUACCUGCUGAAGACCAUUUCCUCAAUUUGCGGCGGUUGAGACGGUGGAAGAAACAGCAGCUGUCUUAAACUUUAAAGACUUCGAAGGAUUAAGACGCUUAAGGAUUUUACGAGACUUUUAGCGUGUCGAAUGGCGUGUGCAAGGAUUGUGCGAUUGGGAGUUAUCGUUUUUCUUUGUCAGGUAUUGUCGUGUGGAUAUGCGGAAGAGUCGGCAUGUACACCUGGAUUUGAGUCUGAGUUAAUCGUUUUUAAAGUGCACAGAGAUCACCUUCACAGGGGGAAAAGACUAGGAAGAGUAACAUUCAAUACCUGUGAUGGAAGAACAAGAACGCUCUUUCAGUCUGUUGACAAGCGGUUUGACGUGAACACGGAUGGGACUGUAACACUGAAGAGACAAGUGACUCUUCAAGAAGGCCACAAGGUGUUUUCAGUGCAUGCUUGGGACUCCGAUGGCAAGAAGCACACUGUAUUGGUCAAAGUUGAGCGUGUCCACCAUCAUAAGGAACAUCACGUGGAUACGGUCAUGAACAUUUCCUCUCCAGAGAUGGAAUCACCCUCUGAUCAGGUUUUGACUUUUCCAAAGUCUUCAACGGGAUUAAAGAGAGCAAAGAGAGAUUGGGUUAUUCCUCCGUUCAAUGUUCCUGAGAAUAGCAGAGGUCCAUUCCCAAUGAAACUGGUCCAGAUAAAGUCAGACCAUGCCAAGGAAACUCAAAUGGUAUACAGCGUCACAGGUGAAGGGGCGAAUGAGGACCCAAAGGGAAUUUUCACUGUUGAUAAACUUACAGGGAAUCUCUAUGUCACUCAGCCACUCGACAGAGAAAAAAAAGCUUCAUACAGACUUGUAGCUCAUGCUGAAGCACGUGAAGUGGCUAAUAUAAAAGAAAAUCCAAUGGAAGUUAUCAUCAAUGUGUUUGACCAAAAUGAUAAUAAGCCUGUGUUUACUCAAAAUCCUUUUAAUGGACAUCUUCCUGAAGCUGCUGGAAAAGGUUAUGAGUUUAUGACAGUCAUAGCCACUGAUGCAGAUGACCCAGAAACGGACAACGGUAUAAUCAACUACAAGAUUGUCAGCCAAGAGCCACCAUUUCCAAAACCAACCAUGUUUGAUAUCAACAUUUUAUCUGGAAGCAUUUUCGUGCAAGAACCAGCCAUGGACAGAGAGCAAUGGCCCAGAUAUACUUUGUUAAUUGUGGCUGCUGACAUGGAAGGAAAGGGUAUGGCAACCACUGGCACAGCAGUUAUUACAAUUACUGACAGCAAUGAUAACCCUCCUCAGUUUGAGAUAACUUCGCACGUCGUAUCUGUCCCAGAGAAUAAAGUAGGCUAUGUAGUGGCCACACUUACAGUUACUGAUGAUGACGAAGUUGGAUCACCAGCCUGGUCAACCAAGUAUCGGAUUAUUAGUGGUGACAAGGGUGGGUUUUUCAAUGUCAGUACUGGACCCAGCCAGCUGGAGGGCAUCAUCACCACUGUAAAGCCCCUGGACUUUGAGAAGACCAAGCAGUAUGUUCUGUCUGUGAUUGUUGAGAACGAGGAUCCAUUUGUCGGUUCUUUGCCCACUGCCACUGCCACGGUCACAGUGAAUGUAGAGGAUGUAAAUGAACCUCCUGAGUUUAAACCAAAAGAGAAUCUUAUCUUCAAACCUGAAGAUGCAGCAGUUGGUACUGAUUUGGUUACCUAUACAGCCACUGAUCCAGACAUUGGAAAAUCACAGAAGAUAAUUUAUAAAAUGGGCAGUGAUCCUGCUGGCUGGCUCAGUGUGUCUGCAGAGACUGGAGUCAUUAAAGUCAGAAACCUUAUGGAUCGAGAAUCUACUUAUGUCAAAGAUGGAAAAUACAGCGCUACCAUUCUUGCCGUGGAUAAUGACGCAACCUCUCCAGCAACUGGCACAGGCACCCUGAUAAUUGAAUUGGAGAAUGUAAAUGACAAUGCUCCUGUUAUUAAUGAAAGGGCCAUAAGUGUUUGCAAUCGUGAAUCAACCCCAGUUCUUCUCUCUAUAACGGACAAAGAUGGACCUCCUUUUGGUGGACCCUUUAGCGUUGAGACCCAAGGAGAAAGCAGUAAAAACUGGUCCACCACAAUGAAUGAUACAUCAACUGGUGUUUUUCUGCAGCUCAAGUCUCAAUUGGAGCAGGGAGACUACAAUGUAGUCCUGAGAGUGUUUGAUCAACAUAGGCUGUAUCAGGACAGCUCCAUUAAAGCAUCUGUGUGUGACUGCACAGGAGAUGAAUUCCAGUGUAAUGACAAGUUGGUAGCAGGGAUGUCACUAUCUGGAGUGCUUGGGAUCCUGGGAGGAAUCUUGGCUCUGCUGUUGCUCGUUCUUCUUCUGCUUUUGUUCCUGAGGAGGAAAAGCGGUUCCAAAAAAGAACCCCUCCUACCUGAAGAUGAUGUUAGAGACAACAUCUACUAUUAUGAUGAGGAAGGCGGUGGAGAAGACGAUCAGGAUUAUGAUCUGAGUGUGUUGCAUCGUGGCUUGGACAACAGACCUGAAGUGUUCCGAAAUGAUGUGGCACCCACUUUCCUGCCACCACCUCAGUAUAGAUCUCGACCAGCCAACCCUGAGGAGAUUGGGACAUUCAUUGAUGAUAAUUUGAAUGCUGCAGAUACUGACCCUACAGCACCCCCCUAUGACUCCCUCCUGGUGUUUGACUAUGAAGGUGGAGGCUCUGAUGCAGGUUCACUCAGCUCCAUCAACUCUUCCAGCUCAGGACACGACCAAGACUAUGACUUCCUCAAUGAGUGGGGCCCACGCUUUAAGAAGCUGGCAGACAUGUUUGGAGGAGGAGAGGAUUAAGAUUUUUUUUUUUUCAUUCUUUGCAAGAGCGCAUUAAUGGUUUGAGUGCAAAACUUUUUUUUUUUUUUUUUUUUUCGACUUGAGAAAUUUCUGGUGGUUUGUAUACUAGGUUUAAAGUUGUAACUGCAAUAGCACUGUUCAUGCAUCAGCAUAAACCUAGAUUUUUUUACUUGGAAGGGUUUUUUUUUUCUUUUUUUUUUUCUCUUCCCCUCAUCCUCUUUAAAUGAAGCUCCCAGUGAAAAGAUUUUGAAUAUUUGCUCUGAUUGCUCAGUAGGUAAAAAUCUAUAUUAUGAGAUGUUUUCCAAAGCUGUUUAACUGUAUAUUUUAUGUAAUGCAUUUUUUUUUUUUUGUAACAUUGUUAACUUUGGCAUUAAAUAUCUAAAA
Molecule: messenger RNA, 3182 nt
Organism: Carassius carassius (crucian carp)
Lineage: Eukaryota; Metazoa; Chordata; Actinopteri; Cypriniformes; Cyprinidae
Product: B-cadherin-like
Exons: 16
Coding region: 138-2798 (886 amino acids)
Biological process (GO): cell morphogenesis; multicellular organism development; homophilic cell-cell adhesion
Cellular component (GO): adherens junction; catenin complex; cytoplasm
Molecular function (GO): calcium ion binding; cadherin binding
Source: RefSeq, a predicted model, not a curated record